Condylostylus longicornis is the source of this 390-nucleotide messenger RNA. RefSeq names its product endocuticle structural glycoprotein SgAbd-3 (gene Cpr49Af). The record is from RefSeq and is a predicted model, not a curated record. Gene Ontology annotation, cellular component: chitin-based extracellular matrix. Bases 1 to 390 code for a protein of 129 amino acids. Gene Ontology annotation, molecular function: structural constituent of chitin-based larval cuticle. NCBI's taxonomy places the organism in Eukaryota, Metazoa, Arthropoda, Insecta, Diptera, Dolichopodidae. The transcript has 2 exons.
AUGAAAUUCGUAAUUUUCACUUUUUGUUUAAUUUUUGCUGUUGUUGUUGCCGAUGUUAAAGAAUUAAAGCAACAAGUUCCAAUCAUUAAUUUAGAAUCAAAUGUAGAACAUAACGGAAAUUUUCAUUACCAAUAUGAAUCUGGUGAUGGUACUAAAGCAAAUCAAGAGGGUCAAUUAAAACAAGUUGAUCCAGAAAAUGCUGGUGAAUCUGUAAGCGGACAAUUUCAAUAUGUUGGUGAUGAUGGCCAAACAUAUAGUGUAUCAUAUACUGCUGAUGAAAAUGGUUAUAUUCCACAAGGUGAUCAUAUUCCAACACCACCACCAGUACCUGAAGCAAUUGCACGUGCAUUAGCAUAUUUGGCUACAGCUAAACCACCACAAGAAAAAUAA